Messenger RNA from Harpia harpyja (harpy eagle), 6870 nucleotides. It is a transcript of the gene UMODL1, whose product is annotated as uromodulin like 1. The transcript is spliced from 21 exons. Gene Ontology annotation, cellular component: extracellular region; cell surface. NCBI's taxonomy places the organism in Eukaryota, Metazoa, Chordata, Aves, Accipitriformes, Accipitridae. The record is from RefSeq and is a predicted model, not a curated record. Gene Ontology annotation, molecular function: protein binding; peptidase inhibitor activity; calcium ion binding. Bases 814 to 4851 code for a protein of 1345 amino acids.
UCAAUGAACCACUGCAGCUCUCAAAGGGCCUGGUCUAAUAUGGUCUGCUACAAAUGCAGAUAGGCAACAUAGGAGCUUCAGGAAUAUGUUUUGUGUCAGAUACCUGAAAGUCCUUCCCAGUGACGUAUGAGUACCCAGUUUUAGCCUAGGGUGAUGUCUGAAGGAUGUCUUAUUCCAGACAUCUACUGUGACUCAUCUGCCCGUGAAUUCAUCGCCCUUUGUUCCCUUUGUAGUCAAUGGAGAAAGAUGAACACUUUGGUAGCAUGAGCCUGGAGUGGACAUCUAAAGUACUUGGAUGAGUCUGCCCUGGAAGUGCCUAUUCUGCUCUACUGUUAAUUUCUAUUAAUGUAUAUUAAUUUCCUUUAUGCUUACUUGAGUUAAAUUGCCCUUUUUCUUCUUUGCACCUGAAGGCACUGAGAGCUUUUUGAAUUUUCUGCCAGUCUGCAUCCUUUUAUGGCUGAAGUGAUGCCUAUGACAAGCAGUCACUACUAAUUCUUUCUUCUGUCUGUUUUCUGAAGUGACAUUCUUCCUAACAUCAGCCUUCCUGGAAAUCAUUCAUCUGUGUUCGUUCUGUCACUGCUUUCUCAUAACAGUAUUUUUAACUAGCUACUGCAGGGAACUUAUGCUCUGUGGUGACAAGUUAGUGCUGAUACCUUUCUUUCCUGUGGUUUUUUUUUUUCCUCCCUAGAAAAAGGCCUCUCUCUGCUAGGGUACCAUCUGUGCAACUAUAGCCUGACCAAAAAUGUGUUUAAAACGGUUGCCUACCAAAAGUCCUAUGAAAAAAGCACUUCCUGUGGAGGAUGGAUACCAUGGAUGGUGUGUCCCCGGACGUACUAUAAAACACAGUAUCAUACUGUUGAAGUCCCUGAAACCAUCACUCUUACAGAUUGCUGUGAAGGAUAUGAACAAGUUGGACUCUACUGCUCUUUAGCACUCAAUAGAUCCAGUGUAUUUGCCUCAAGACCUGGUAUUUGUCCAAUGGAGAAUAUGGAAACAUCUGAUUAUCCUUGCACGUUCGAUACUGAAUGUCCAGGGCUUAAAAAAUGCUGCAACUCAUCCAAAGGAGCAGGCUGUGUGGAUCCAAUGCCAGAGGGAAGAACGUUCUGGUACAAUGUGACAGUGCUUGUGAAAAUGGAUUUUAAUGAAUUAAUCAGAGUGGAUUCCCACCUUCUGAAUCAUUCACGCCUUUUGCACUCCAUGAUUACUGGUGCGUUACAGCCCUUGAAUGCCUCCGUGCACCAUAUCCAGAGUAACCGUGCAGAAGUAUAUGCCGGGACAGUGGCCUCUUGGGUUCUCAUUGGACUGCAUCAGCCAGCUCCACUAGCAGAGGUUUCUUCUUCCUUGAAGGACAUUGUGAAGCGCACGUAUGAAGUGCUUGACACAGAAGUGCAAGAUGUCAAUGAAUGUUCCUAUGCUGAAUUCAACGCUUGUCCUGAGAAAAAUACCUGUGUAAAUCUGGAGGGUUAUUACAGCUGUGACCCUCAGCAUGAACAUGCAGAUGUCAUCUCUCACCAGCUGAGCCAAAGAAAGGAAGGCAUGCCAGCAUCUACUCCAAGUUCAGCAUUAGAUCCCAUUAACACUAGCAAUAGCUCUCCGUCUAUAAGCAAUUCAAGUCUCUUGUCCAUAACUAACCAAUCUACAGAUGCUGGGUGCUAUCCCUCUGCAGUUAGAAACCACCGAAUCUUCAGUGUUACCAGCAACAGUUUUGAAAUGUCCUGGCAUGUCGCUUCUACUCUGAACCAUACUUUCCAAGUCCAAGUGUUCAAGGGCAAAGAGAUUGUACAAAACCUGAAGACAGAGGAAAUGAAAAUGGAUGUGUCUCAACUGGAGGCAGGUGUGCUGUAUUCAGUAGAGAUCAGCUAUGAAACCUGUGGAAAAACCAGCAUCUCCCGUCAAAAUGUCAAAACAGAGGCCAAGAUAUUUGGUGUUACUGUAAGGAUUCUCAACUACAACUUCACUGAUGAUUUCCAUAAUGCCAGCAGCUCAGCAUAUGAAGAAUUUUCAAGACUGUUGCUUACAGAGCUUGAGAAUUCAUUUCCACCCAACAUUUCUGCUUUAUACAAAUCUGGGAAGCUGAAAGUGCAGACUGAAUCCCUGCAAGCUGGAAGCAUCAUUGUGAGGCUCAGAAUCACUGUGCAGGAUCCCGAGCUUCCAGUUGAUGCCUCUACAUUUGCCCCAGUGCUUUCUUACCUGCACAAUGGCUCUGUGCUUUUGGUGGAUCAGCAAAACACUGCAGUGGAAGACUGGGAUGAAUGUGCUUCUCAUGCUGAGAAUGACUGCUCUGUGUUUGCUGAGUGUAUCAAUUUGAUGGGCUCGUACCUGUGCAGAUGCAAGACAACCAUGGAUACCAAUCCAUCCCGACCUGGAAGAAACUGUGAGGGUGAGAUUGUGGACCCUCUCACCGAAACGGUGGCUCCUGAAAUAACAAACAGCACAGGGUUUUCUGCUGAAGAAGUAAGCCCUGCAGGCCCUGCUUCCCCUGCCACCACCAAGGUGGUGGCUGCUGUAGGCUCCAAGAUGAGCACCGCCGAUCACCUCCCUGCUGCACUGACCCUGGGUGACAAGCAAGCACCCCACGGUCAUUCUCCCACCAGCGCUCCUCCAGCCACUUGGAAAAAAGGCCUGGCACCACAGACGGGCUUCCUCGGAGACCACAGCCCCACGGCCACGGGGGUCUCCGCCAGCAAGGAACUGGCCAUCAGCGCAGAGCGGCAGGCGGCCGUAAAUCCAUCGCAGCAAAGCUCCGUGGCAGAGGCUUCCCCCAGUGCACUGCAGCGAGCGGCCGCUCUCACAAGUGGGGCCAUGGGCACAGCCGGGCAAGAGCAACUCAGUUCGCCAUUGCUGGUGUUUCCAAAUCAAACAGCCUCUGCUACCACCAGAAGUCACACAGCUUUUGGUGUGCCUGAAGCCAGCUCUCAAGGUGGCCCCAGAAGAGCUCUGCUGGCCGCAGGGGAUGCUGGCGUUCCCACCCUCAAUGUCACUCUUAGAGAGCACGUAGCGAUGGGAAGAGAGAACAGCUCUUGGUCUGAGAAAUACGCUGGAGCCCUGGGGUCACCAGCUUUGCCAGGAGUCUCUCCAGCUCCCAGCCUGACGCCAGGCCCAGCCAUGGACCGCACUGUCCAGAAACUUAGUGGCACAGUACGGAUAACAAAUGUGAAAUACUCCCUGGGCUUUAGCAAUACAAGCAGUGAGGAAUACCAAACCUUUGCACAGCUCUUUCUUGAUGAAGUACAUAAAUCUCUGCCCCUUGAGGUUCUUCAGCAGACGGAUGCUAGCCUGAUUAAAGUGCUGAUAACGGGUAUUACUAAUGGGAGCACGGUGGUAAGUUUCAAUUUACUGAUUGCAGAAGAUGUGGAUAUCUACUACAUCAUCACCACUUUUCGUGAUGCCUUUGAACACAGCUCCUAUUUCACAAUUGACAAAAGCAGUCUCUCUAUAAACGAUUAUGAUGAGUGCAAAAGCAAAGAAGAUGACUGCUCCCCAGAUGCAUCAUGCCAUAACACACUGGGGUUUUACCAGUGCAGCUGCAAUGAAGGAUUUGCUGAUGUGCAUCCAGAAAGGCCUGGAAGAAGCUGUGAAGCAUUUCCUAUCAGCCAGGAGGCAACACUGACGGAUAAGAAACCUGUACACAGCACAGUUUUACCUGCAACAUCUUUGCAAACUUCAACUCAUGUUUCCUCCCCUGCUUCACUGGACUUCUCUAGUGCUGAGCACAAAGCUCUGGAGGACACUACAUUCUCCAGCAUGGUGCUGCCGCCUCUCACCACGGAUCCUGUGUCAACUUCCAACGUUUUUCCUCAAGCAUCUCCUGUCCCCCUCAUUAAACCUGCCCAGGAGGUUUCCAUUAAAGAUGCGGUGAGAGUGUUCUGUGAAAUCGAGAAGAUUGUCCUUGCUAUCCAGAAGAGAUUUUUACAGCAGGAGUCUAUCCCGGAAACCUCCCUGUACCUCGGGGAGCCUCACUGCAACGUGAGCAUCAGCAAUGGCACUCAUGUUGUGCUGCAGGCAGGCUGGAACGACUGUGGCACUGAGGUUGAGACUAACAUGACUAAUACCGUAGUGAAGACCAUCCUUCGGAAUGACGUUUCUGCUCAGGAAGUAAUCCGCAAUUUAAAAGUUGCCAGUCCCAUUCACUGUGUGUUUCAAAAUGAUCUCUUGACUUCUUCUGGAUACACUGCAGAAGGACUUUACACGAUCUUUGAAGAUUUGCAUGGAUCUGGACACUUCAGAACAGAAAUGCAGUUGUUUAUUGGAAACUCCUCAAUACCAAAAAAUUUCAGUGUCUCUGCCAGUGAUGAUGUACUGAUUGAAGUGGGGAUCCAGAGAGCAGACAGCAAGCUCAAGGUGGUCCUCACUGACUGCUGGGCAACUCCAACUAAUAAUUCAGUGGAUCCCCUCUCAUUUGUUUUUAUCAGCAACAGUUGUCCCAUCCCAAAUACAUAUACCACACUGCUAGAGAAUGGGAAUUCAAGAAAAGCACAGUUUAAGAUGAAAAUUUUUUCCUUUGUCAACAAUUCUGUGGUUUACUUACACUGCAAAAUUCGUAUUUGUAUGGAGACACCAGGAAGCACCUGCAGGACAAGAUGCCAUGGGGUUCGAUCCCUGAAGACUGGUGAAACCAUCGCUACGCACAGAACAUCCUGGGGACCCCUAUGUAAAUCUGCUGCAUCUGAUUUGAAGAGAAAGAAGGAGGCUGGGAUGGGAGUUGGAUACAUCAUCCUCAUUGCCUUUGCUGUGUUUGGUUUUGUGCUGGGAGUUGUGAGCCUUCUCAUUUUCCAGUACCAGCGAAUGAUGGGAAGAUACAACUUCAGAAUCAAGUCUGACAACUUCAGCUACCAAGUGUUCUACGAUUAGCGAUUUCCAGGUUACCAGAUUUGGACCAUGUCUCAUCACAUGGAGAACUGAAGCUUGUCUUCACUCAGCAUUUGGCUUUCAUUACGCUUCACAACGGUGGUCAUGACUGGUUGCAGCACUGACUUCUGAAUUAAUGUCACAUAUAAAAGCCUUCUAUCCCCCCUCUUUUUUUUUUUUUUUUUUUAGCAAUCUGGCUCUUCCCUGGUGUCCUAAGAACUAUUUGUGACUGCAGCUCCAGGUUGAAGUGAAUUUUGGCAGGUUUUUUCCAUGGAUAGAAUAGAAGGGAAAAAAGAAAGACUUCAUGGUUCUCUAUUCAAGUUCAAAGAUUUGGCUCUCCCACUGUGCCAUGUUGCUAUGUGCCCAUCUUAGCAACACUUGUGCCAUUACUAUUGACAAGCUGCAUGUUUCUAUAAAUAUUCCAGGAAGUAAAUCAGCAAACCCUUAGAGAGAUCUCCUUUUCAGUUUGUAAUUCACUAUUUACUUAAGGUGAGGUUGAAACUUUGAGCUACAGCAAUGUUGAAGACCUAAUUGUACAAUGCCUUAAGUAUACAGAAGCUGGAGAACAAGUCUUGGAUUCUCCACCAAAUAAAUAAAAGGCACUAUGAAUCUGGGGCUCAACCUAUUCAAGAAUGUUCUUCAGCAUGAGUUUUUGAGAUUUGAUUGUAAAUUCUUUAAUUGACAAGGACUUAGUGGAAAAAAAAAAAAGAAAUAAACUAUUUUUGCUACUGGCAGCUCAUAUUUUUCCAGAUAAGUCAAUUGGUACCUACGUAUUCUGUUUAAUUAGACCACAAUGAUUGUGCAGUCAAGCCACAGAAUGUGCUGCCCACCUAAGUGAGAGCAACAGAAUAGUUAUAAAUGUGAGCUGAAUUUUAUCUAGCUGCAAGACCCUACUGUCAGUGCAGCAGUAAAGGUUUAGUUUACAUGCUACAUUCGAUACAACAGCAGUCUGUUCAGCUAGAUAAACUGGAACAAAAAUCUUUUGAGGCAGUAAACUUCUCCUGCAGGACUCUUUCCCAGUGCACUCUUCUUCACUCUGCUGCCCCAAACCUCCAAUUCAGUGAGUGUGUUAGAAGAUGGAGAGUAAAGCAGUGUGGUGACUUGUCCUCACCACCCCUUGGUUCUGAUUGCUGCAUGCGCUCCUCCUACACAGUGAUAGUCUGCUGUGUCUGGGUCACAUGUAAUUCAGUAAUUUACAGUGAACAAGCUAAUUCCUCUUUAAGCUCAAUGGACACCAUUAUAAAUAAGUUAGUGGAAACUGGUCAUUAACCUGAACUCACAAAUACUGUUAGUAGCCAUAACAUUUAGGUACUGAUUUUUUGGUAGAGUAUAGCAUUGGAAAGCUGCUUUUCUAUCCCCCCCAGUCCAAUUUCUGUUAGGUAAUAAGAUUACUGGGUAAAGGACUUCUAUGUUUUGCAAAAGGUCAUACUGAUUGAUCUUAGAGGUUAUAUAUACACCUUUUAAAUAUGUCAGUAAAUUUCAGAAUAAUCAUUUGCAUUCUGCUUUUGAUUCAAGUGAAUCUAUAAGGAGUAAAAAUCUUUGACUUGUCUUUUCCUUGCUGAAAUAUCAGUUACCAGAUCCUGAUAUAAAACAAGAUCCAUUUGGUUGCAAUUCAUUACUGAAACUGCAAAUUAUCUUUGCAAUCUUAGAGUCCGAUGAACAUAACCAUUAGCUUUUUGUUAUGUAGGAGUCUCUUAACUUUUGCUCAGUUUGCUCUCAAAUAUAUAAUAUGUUUGCCUUCUGCACGCAGUGAAAGGGUAAGCUAUUUCACUAUAAACAUUUUUCUAGUUUUUAGUACUUAUAAUUCUGAACUGCUUGAAAGUAACAAGACUAGAGAUUUACCUAUUGAUUUCAGUGGAGCUAUGCCAUUUACAAGAACUGAGCACUAGUCUUCAGGAUGAAAUGGAAAACAGUAGCUUGUAUUUGAUAUCUUGCAUGCUCAGCAGAAACUGCUAUUGUGACUAUCUGAGUCUGUUUAGUGGAGUUUUGGUGUCUUAAUAAAAGCACUCUUAUAACCGUUGA